Camellia sinensis is the source of this 784-nucleotide messenger RNA. The record is from RefSeq and is a predicted model, not a curated record. Lineage: Eukaryota; Viridiplantae; Streptophyta; Magnoliopsida; Ericales; Theaceae.
AACUGGCAACAACAAUGGGCAUGAAGUGCUCUCAGCUGAACUUGGCUAUCACAUUUGGGUUCCUCUUACUGUUUUCUACAUCAAUUGCGUCUGCCGAUGACAUUUCGCAUUAUGGGUCCGCCCCCAAAUCUCCCUCUUGCGACAAUUUACUUAGAUUGGUCAAGGUUAAGAUUUUGGUUAAUGGUGUCGAAGGUGAUGUAUUAGGUGGAUUAACUGCGAGAUUUGGUGGUAACUUGCCCACUCAUGCUGAAGACAGCAUCAAGUUGCCUGCUGUUUUUGCAAAUCCGUUGAACGGCUGUUCCAGCUCUUCUUCAAAGGUUUACCUUGUUUUCUUGAUUGAUCUUGUUUCAUCUAUUUCUUACAUUGUCAUGGAUUCUAUGUGCAAUUUUAUGUUAACGGUGAAUGUUUCCUUACUCUCACUGUUUUGUUUCCAAGGAAACAUGAUAAGGAAAAUCUAGUGAAAUUUUCGACCACAAGGUUACAUUAUUCUGGUUCCCCAAAACAGCUACCCUGGAUAAGCCAAAUAAAUAUAUGUAACUACAUUUGUGUCCAUGAGAUGCAAGCUAGGAAGCACGGAUAUGGGAUACGACAAAAUUUGAAAAACUAGGGUACGGGUACGGCGGGGAUACAUUCAUAAAAAAUAUUAUUUUUACAAUUUUUAGUAACGUAGCAUACAUAAAAAUAAAACUUUAAUUCAAAUUCAUUAAUGUAGUUAUCUUUUGGCAUGAACAUUAAAAAAAAAUAAAAAUUCAUCAAUUCAAUUAAGGGUUGGCUUGGGAUGUUC